AUGAUGGGCCGGCUGCGGGGCGCGCUGAUGCCCCUGGACCCCCUGGGCAACGCCGGGCUGCUGUGCCAGGCCUGCGGCUUCCUGCUCAUCGACCCGCAGCAGGCGGAGUGCGGCCACCGCUACUGCCUGGGCUGCGUGAAGAGGCUCUUCAGGGACGUGGACAGGAUGGUGUGUCAUGCUUGUAGGGAAGGACUGAGCCCCAGACAGUUCCACAGUGACAAAGCUGCAGAAAACGAUGUCCUCGCCACUGAAGUUGGUUGCCCAAAUUUUGGCUGCUCCUGGUCUGGAACUCUGAUAUCUUAUCAGGAGCACGUUUGCCCCUCUGUGGCUCAAUGUGGAACUGCAAAGGAAUCUGGCUUGGCUCUCGGGGAUCAAGAGAUUGUCGAAGAAAGGAAACUCUCUCGGAGCUCCAAAAACACCAGCAUGGGCGACUCUUCUUUGAACACAGAAGCUGUCCUGUUGCGUGUGGAGUCCCUGGAGCUGAUGGUGGUUUCUCUGCGGCGGCAGCUGAACAGCCAGGUGGCCACGGUGAAGUCUCUCCAGCGCUGCUGUUCCCAGUAUGAGAAGAUGCUGAGAACCUCUCAGGAGAUUCACGGGAGCUCCUGCAGAGGCAAAGGGUCCGAGCCGCCAUCGUCGGAGUUGAUCAGCACCAACGGGACGCUGGUGUGGAAAGUGGAGAACUUCUCCAAGCUCCUGAGGGACUCCACUUGCGGGAAGAAGCGUUCCGUCUACUCCCCGGUCUUUGCCACCCAUGCUUUUGGAUACCGCCUCUGUGUCCGGAUGUACCCUGACGGAGACGGCAUUGGCAAGGGGAGCCACCUUUCCCUCUUCCUUGCCUUGGCCAAGGGGCCCUACGACGACGUCUUGCCGUGGCCCUUCCGGCAAAAGGUCACCUUCCUCCUCCUGGACCCCACUCGGAGGAAGCCACCGCUGAAGGAGACCUUCCUGCCAGAUCCUCACAGCGCCUCCUUCCACCAGCCGCGCGAGAGGCUCAAUGUCGCCAGCGGGAGCCCCCUCUUCGCCGGCAAAGCCCAGAUUCCCAACUACCUCAGGGACGACGUGCUAUAUCUCAAAGUCGUGGUGGAUUUGGCAGGGAUGGACGCUUGA
Messenger RNA from Euleptes europaea (tarantolino), 1107 nucleotides. RefSeq names its product TNF receptor-associated factor 2-like. Lineage: Eukaryota; Metazoa; Chordata; Lepidosauria; Squamata; Sphaerodactylidae. Gene Ontology annotation, biological process: regulation of apoptotic process; protein K63-linked ubiquitination; regulation of canonical NF-kappaB signal transduction. The record is from RefSeq and is a predicted model, not a curated record. Bases 1 to 1107 code for a protein of 368 amino acids. The transcript has 5 exons. Gene Ontology annotation, cellular component: plasma membrane signaling receptor complex. Gene Ontology annotation, molecular function: protein binding; zinc ion binding.